Messenger RNA from Zootoca vivipara (common lizard), 1911 nucleotides. The record is from RefSeq and is a predicted model, not a curated record. Lineage: Eukaryota; Metazoa; Chordata; Lepidosauria; Squamata; Lacertidae.
AUGACAAAGUUCUACCAGCACAUCCUGGCUUUGGUGUUUGCUAUUGAUGAGAUCAAUGAGAAUCCCAGGAUUUUGCCCAAUGUCUCUCUUGGAUUCCACAUCUAUGAUAACUAUUAUGAUUCAAAGAUGGCCUACCGAACAACUCUGGACCUGAUCUUUAAAUCACGUCACUUUUUUCCAAACUACAGAUGUGGCAUCCAGAAAAAUGUAAUAGGAGUCAUUGGGGGACUUAGCUCUGAUACUUCCUGGUGCUUGGCAAACGUCUUAGGUCUUUUCAAGAUUCCACAGAUUUCAUAUGGUUUGUUUGAACCGGCCAUAAAUGAUGGAACCAAGUUCUCUUCCUUUUACCGCAUGGUCCCCAAUGAAGACCUUCAGUAUCAGGGAAUUAUCCAGUUACUUCUGCAUUUCCAAUGGAAAUGGGUUGGGCUCGUGACUACAGCUAAUGAAGCCGGUGAACAUUUCUUACAGACAAUUGAAGCCAAGUUUUUCAAGAAUGGAAUCUGUUCAGCAUUCACAGAAAGAGUUGAACUCAAUCUGCAUUUUAAUGGUAACUUUCUAGAAAUGGUGGAUGACACAAAGAUAUUGUUACCAACUUUCACAACCAGCAAAGCCAAUGCGGUUCUUGUAUUCGGAGAAAGCAGAUUUAUUCUGUGGUUGGCAAAUGCUUUAACGGUGAUGGAGUUAUCCCAGCUACUAUUUCCUCAUAUGAAGUCACGUGAAGGAAAACUCCACUCAUUCCUGCAGAGAAUCUCAUUCAACAACAGUGUUGGGGAUGAAAUUACAUUAAAUGAAUAUGGAGAAUUAGCAGCUGGCUUCGAUAUGAUUAACUUGGUCACGUUCCGAAAUGGAUCAUAUGUCAGGGUCAAAGUGGGAAGGUUGGAUCCUCAGGCCCCUCCUGGCAAAGAGUUCACCAUUAAUGAGGACAGAAUCAAAUGGCACAGAGACUUCACUAAGUUUUGCUGCUAUGAUUGUGAUCAAUGUCCAGAAGGAAUGAUUUCAAAUGAGAAAGAUAUGGAAACAUGUGUCAGUUGCCCAGGAGAUCAAUAUCCAAACAAAGACCAGGAUCUAUGCAUUCCCAAAAUUCCAAACUUCCUGGGCUUUGAUGAAACCUUGGCCAUUGUUUCAACUUCUUUUGCGCUUCUGUUCUCUCUUAUCACAAUUCUGGUCCUUGGCAUCUUCAUUAAGCAUCGCAAUACAGCCAUAGUCAAAGCCAACAACAGAAGCCUCACCUACGGUCUCCUUAUCUCCCUCCUCUUGUGUUUUCUCUCUUCUUUGUUGUUCAUUGGAAAACCUAAUAAGGUGACUUGCCUUCUCCGACAAACUGCUUUUGGCAUUGUCUUCUCUGUGGCCCUCUCCAGCAUCUUAGCCAAAACCAUAUUGGUGGUUUUGGCAUUCAUGGCUACCAAACCAGGAACCAAUAUGAGGAAAUGGGUAGGCAAAGAACUGGCUUAUUCCAUUGUCUUUUCCUGCUCCAUUGUUCAAGUAGGGAUCUGUGUCCUCUGGCUGGCAACCUCUCCCCCAUUCCCAGACAUGGACAUGCACUCAAUGACGGGAGAAAUCAUAUUUCUUUGUAAUGAAGGGUCAGUCCCCAUGUUCUAUUGUGUUUUGGGCUACAUGGGCUUCCUGGCCACAGUGAGCCUCACGGUGGCCUUCCUAGCCAGGAAGUUGCCUGACACUUUCAACGAAGCCAAGUUCAUCACCUUCAGCAUGCUGGUCUUCUGCAGUGUUUGGCUCUCCUUCAUUCCAACUUAUCUGAGCACUAGAGGAAAAUACAUGGUGGCUGUGGAGAUCUUCUCCAUCUUUGCUUCUGGUGCUGGGUUACUGGUUUCCAUUUUUGCCCCUAAAUGCUACAUUAUUGUGGUGAGGCCUGACCUGAACAACAGAGAGCAGUUAACACAAAGAAAGUUAUAA